Messenger RNA from Homalodisca vitripennis (glassy-winged sharpshooter), 1491 nucleotides. RefSeq lists its product as uncharacterized. Lineage: Eukaryota; Metazoa; Arthropoda; Insecta; Hemiptera; Cicadellidae. Gene Ontology annotation, biological process: DNA replication. Gene Ontology annotation, molecular function: DNA binding; nucleotide binding; DNA-directed DNA polymerase activity. The coding region runs from base 1 to 1491 and encodes 496 amino acids. The transcript has a single exon. The record is from RefSeq and is a predicted model, not a curated record.
AUGUUUGAGAAAAGCAACAAGGACUUUGAAAAGUGGCACAACGAGCAGGUAUGCAAUAACUAUGUAUUUGACUUCCAGAAGGAAUUAAUUGAAUAUUGUAUAUCUGAUGUUGACAUCUUGGCUAAAGCUUGUAUUAAAUUUAGAUCACUCUUUAUAUCUGAAUGCAAUGUUGACCCAUUUUUAGAGGCUGUCACUAUAGCUAGUGCGUGUAACCUGGCAUUUAGACGUAAUUUCUUGAAGCCAGAGACAAUAGGCAUAAUACCGAAGAAAGGAUACAGGUUGGUGGAUACCCAGUCGUCUGCUGCACUCCAGUGGUUAGCUUAUGAGGAAGAGCAGCGGGGUGUGAGGAUCCAGCAUGCUGGUCGAGAGCGGGAGGUUAAAAUCGAAGGGAUGAAGGUGGACGGCUUUGAUGGGGCGCGAAUAUAUGAGUUUCAAGGUUGCUACUACCACGGAUGCCCAAAGUGCUUUCCGUACAAAAGAGAAGAGCCUCUGAAAGAAGACUCAUCUGACACCCUUGAAUUGAGAUACGAGAGGACAAAAGCCAAAAUGGAAAAACUCUCUCGAACCCCCUACGAACUAGUAGAGAUGUGGCAAUGCGGAUUUAACAAUCUGAAAAUAGAUCGAGAUUUAACACAUUUAGAAAAUCAUCCCGUGUUGACAGCCUUACCGCUCAAUCCCCGAGACGCCUUCUUUGGAGGAAGGACGGGAAAUGCAAUGACAUACCACAGGUGUACGGAAGAUGAGCAAAUACACUACGUAGACGUAUGUUCCCUCUAUCCCUACGUCUGUAAACACGGUAAAUAUCCGAAAUCGCAUCCUACCAUUUAUCUUGGUGACACAGAGUGCAGGGAAAGGGGAAUGCAAGCUGAGGGUCUGCUAAAGUGCAAAGUGCUUCCUCUAAAAGAUCUGUACCACCCAGUGCUUCCAGCUCGAAUGAAUGACAAAUUAAUGUUCGUACUGUGCAAUUUUUGCGGCGAAGAGCUCAACAGCGGAGAAUGUCAACAUAGCGACGACGAAAGGGCGUUGAUUGGCACAUGGACGAUGGAUGAAAUACGCAGAGCAGUUGAAAAAAGCUACAAAGUUGUCGAAAUGUACGAGUUGUGGGAGUACAAGAUGGCCACCUUCGAAGAAGGUGGACUGUUCACUGAAUUUAUAGAUAAAUUCUUAAAGAUAAAACAAGAAGCAUCUGGCUAUCCCUCCUGGUGCGUCACAGAUGAGGAUAGAGAGAGGUAUGUUCAAGACUACUUCGAGCACGAAGGAAUCAGACUAGAUCCAGUUAAAAUAGAGAAAAACGAAGGUCUCCGUUCUCUCGCAAAACUGAUGCUUAACUCGUUUUGGGGCAAGUUUGGGCAAAGGGGAAAAACCAAACAAAGACUCUCAUCACAAGGGAUCCUGAAGAACUCUUUAGACUAUGCACGGACUCAUGAGUUAUCGUCAACAGAAUACAGGAAGUCAGUGAAGACGUUGUUCUGGUCAGUUGGCAACAUCUAG